This is a messenger RNA of Panicum hallii, 705 nucleotides long. RefSeq names its product cx9C motif-containing protein 4. The coding region runs from base 103 to 294 and encodes 63 amino acids. The transcript is spliced from 4 exons. NCBI's taxonomy places the organism in Eukaryota, Viridiplantae, Streptophyta, Magnoliopsida, Poales, Poaceae. The record is from RefSeq and is a predicted model, not a curated record.
ACGGCACGGGUGCGUGUCAGAAGUCAGAAGACGGCACCGGCGGCCGUCUUGAAUUGGUCCGUGCGGCGGCGGCGGCGGCGGGAGGAGGAGGUAGGCGAGGGGAUGGCGCAGCCGAGCAAGGAGCCGUGCAAGAAGGAGGCGUGCGACAUCCAGGCCUGUCUCUCCAAGAACAUUUUCGACUCCAGGAAGUGUGUGAAAGUUAUUCAGUUACUUCAGUCAUGUUGUGAGCAGUGUGAGUACAAAUCAACACACUGUGGUUCCUUGUCUGGAUUACUUAAGAACAUUUCAAAGUGAGGAAACAAUGCUGAUACUGCAACGAUUGAAUAAAAGUUCUUUUCGGUUAGCUUAGGAGUUCAGGGGGGACAUCAAUCUCUCUUAUGGAUUAAGGAUGACUCGUAGGGGCAUCUGUAAUGCGGCCAUCCUCAACCUGAAUUAUGCUCUGGUUGCUUGGUUAUUUUGUACUGAGUUGAACGGCGGAUAAUUGUUUCUUUAUGAUCGAUUCUGGCAUCUGUUUACCUUUGGUACCCUUCAUAGUUGUGCUCCUCUACACAUGUAAUCCCGGUUCCCUUCUUGAACAGCUAAAUAAGUGAACCCACCCCAUGUAUACUGUACAAUUAUCCAUACAGAGAUGUUGUAGUGACCGCCGAAGUUUUUUGUGCCAUUUCAGUGCUCACCCUGCCAUACUCUGUGGCAAGAACCUCAAAA